AUGACUCGGGUGCGUCCGAAGCUCGUUUUCUCUGGCUUCACCAAGGCCGAGGUACUUCCCCUUUGCCUCUUUCGUCUGUGUCUCUUCGCGCUCACUCGAAUGUAUGCCUCCAGUUUUACCAGUUUAGAUUUUCGGCUUCCUGUUUUGCAAUGCGUAACUGUCUCUUUCUCAUCCAUGGCGGCGGCGAGGAAACCGCAGACGGAGAAGAUGGAGAAAUUGCUGGAUGAUUCGGUCCAACCUCUCAACACGAAGUUCUUCAAGAAUCUCGCUAGAGGUUUCAAUCUGUCUACAGGUCGUGCUGGCAAACCAGUUGUGAAAUGGACUGAGGUAGAGAGUUGGUUCCGACAGAGGCGACAAGGCAUCCACCCACCAGUUUGCUCCGAAACUGAUGCUCCGAAAGAUGGUUCGAUGUUGCUAGAGCCUAGUCCCGCGAAUGAGUCUAAUGAUACCUCCAAAAAAGCUACAGGGCAUAUGCAAGACUGGUCGACGAUGCAAUUUGAAGCAAAGUCAUCAAAAGAUGGUGCUUGGUAUGAUGUUGAGCUUUUCCUUUGCUACAGAAAACUACCAUCAGGAGACCUUGAAGUUCUUGUCAGAUUUGAAGGAUAUGGGGCGGAGGAGGACGAAUGGGUAAAUGUAAGAGAGGCAGUCAGACAACGCUCCGUUCCCGUGGAUCCUUCAGAAUGUCAUUUGGUGAACGUUGGGGAUGUAGUAUGCUGCUUUCAGGAGAGGAAGGAUUAUGCGAUUUACUACGAUGCUCAUGUGAUCGGUAUCAAGAGGAAACUGCAUGAUAUAAGGGGUUGCAGGUGCAUUUUCAAGAUACGGUACAAUCACGACGACAUGGAGGUCAGGAUCUCGAUCGCGUUGCUCUUCCCCGGGUCAAAACUCUAUUGGACCCCACGCCUACCCCACCUUUUGACUAAUCUUCCUGCGUAUAAAAAUCGAAACUUUCUUCAAUCCAAUCUUCAUCACCGAUAUUCCCCCGAAUGUUGUGUUCCUCGCUGGAAGCGUGGCACCACCGUCGUCAUCGCGCAUACGAUCCCUGAGCCGGAGCAGAGAAUUCGAUCAUCCCACAAACCCGCCGUUUCGGUUUCCUCUGCCGAACGGAUUGUGAUCGGCGUGGAUUCUAAUGAGACCAUAAUCGCAGAGGAAAAUCCCACACACGAACAGAAUCGCUGGGUUUUUUUUUAUGCAAAUCAGAAUCUUGGGUCUGGAGCUUUCGAGAGGAUCUUACUAAGACGAUGGAACGCUACGACAUUGGAGGCCGCAGUGGGGAGAAUCCCGAGCCAGAGGACGAGGGAAGCACAGCUCCUUUGCCUGAAAAGGUUGGUGACUGUUGGUGGUUCCCCAACUUACAGAAUAGAUAGAAAGCUUGGGAAAGGAGGGUUUGGACAGGUCUAUGUUGGUAGGCGAAUUGGUGCUGGUCCUGGUGCGGUAGAGGUGGCCUUGAAGUUUGAGCAUAGAAGUAGCAAGGGAUGCAAUAAUCGUCCACCAUGUGAGUGGCAAGUUUACAAUACACUUGGAGGCAGCCAUGGGGUGCCACGAGUCCAUUUUAAAGGCCGGCAAGGCGACUACUACGUGAUGGUCAUGGAUAUGCUUGGUCCGAGCUUGUGGGAUGUUUGGAAUAAUAAUUCAGACACGAUGUCGAUUGAGAUGGUUGCCUGCAUUGCCAUCGAAGCCCUCUCCAUACUGGAGAAGGUGCACUCUAAAGGAUAUGUUCACGGAGAUGUAAAACCUGAGAAUUUUUUGUUCGGGCCCUCAGGAACUCCUGAUGAGAGAAAGUUGUUUCUUGUCGACCUUGGUCUGGUUGACCAAGGAAAUGCUUACAAGUUAAAUCAUGCGUUUGUUUCAACUUUACAGCUACAAGGUGGCGUGAUAAUUCAACUGGUUUGCAUGUCGAGUAUGAUCAACGGCCUGAUGUUUUCAGGUAGAACUGGUAGCCGGAGAGAUGACUUGGAAUCUCUGGCCUACACUCUUGUUUUCCUUCUCCGUGGUCGGUUGCCUUGGCAAGGAUUUCAGGGGGAAGAUAAAGGAUUCCUUGUUUGUAAGAAGAAGAUGGCUACUUCCCCAGAAACUUUGUGUUGCUUAUUUCCUAAGCCUUUUCAGCAAUUUGUAGAGUAUGUGGUGAAUUUGAAGUUUGACGAGGAGCCAAAUUAUGCCAAGUAUAUCUCCCUCUUUGAUGGGGUUGUUGGCCCAAAACCAGAUAUUAGGCCAAUAAACACUGAUGGGGCUCAGAAGCUUAUUUAUCAGGUUGGACACAAGAGGGGACGAUUGACAAUGGAGGAGGGGGAAGAUGGAAAACCAUGUAAAAAGAUCCGAAUGGGAAUGCCUACAACACAGUGGAUCAGUAUCUAUAAUGCUUACCGACCCAUGAAACAAAGAUAUCACUAUAACGUGGCUGACACAAGACUCUCCGAGCACGUUGAGAAAGGAUACAGAGAUGGCUUGUUUAUAAGCAGUGUGGCUUCAUGCUCAAAUCUAUGGGCCCUCAUUAUGGAUGCUGGCACUGGCUUCAGUGCUCAAGUUUACGAGCUUUCUCCUCAAUUCCUCGACAAGGAAUGGAUUAUGGAACAGUGGGAAAAGAAUUACUAUAUUAGUGCAGUUGCAGGAGCUAAUAAUGGCAGCUCGUUAGUUGUGAUGUCUAGGGGUACCCAAUUCUUACAGCAGUUGUAUAAAGUUAGUGAUUCGUUUCCUAUCAAGUGGAUUAAUAAGAAAUGGCGAGAGGGGUUCUAUGUCACUGCCAUGGCCACUGCUGGAAGUAGAUGGGCUAUUGUCAUGUCUCGUGGGGCGGGGUUUUCGGAUCAGGUCAUUGAAUUGGAUUUUCUGUAUCCUAGUGAAGGCAUUCACCGCAGGUGGGAUAAUGGUUAUCGUAUAACCUCAGCUGCUGCAACUUGGGACCAAGCUGCCUUUGUUCUUAGUGUCCCACGUAGAAAACCAGUAGAUGAAACUCAAGAAACCCUUAGAACAUCUGAUUUCCCAAGUACGCAAGUCAAGGAGAAGUGGGCAAAGAAUCUCUACAUCGCGUCAAUCUGCUACGGCAGAACUGUCGCAUGAACAGCUGAAAUCUUAAUCCGAAUCCCAUCACGUGUCUCGUGAUUCUUCCACGACAUGGAACCAAAGCUUAAAAGAACGAUGGUGUCGCCAACAUGGAUCGGCAAAAACCAUGCCAUUGCCAUCGCUUAGCGUCCAGGGAGCUCGCGCUUGUGUGCACAUUCUCUCGGUCGCGAGUCUCGCGCUGAGUUGCAUUUCAUCUGGAAAGUCUGUAUGUAUAAAACCGUCGGUGAACAACAGAACCAAGUCUUUGUGUUGAGGGUCCUAUGCACAGAUCCCUGCUCCAUUGUUGAUCUGAAGCCACAAGAGAACGGCCUCUGCGGUGAGCUCCGAGCUUCCAUUCUCAGUGUCUCUGGCUUCCAUGCUCUCUGCCAUGAAAAGGCGGGCGUCGUUCGUCAGUUCAUCCCCUGUGUUCUUGGGAUGUCCCAGUAUGAUCCAAAAGACUCUGAAUGCAGAGUGAACUUUGUAUACUCUGCAAGAUCAUGUAUUUGGUCUAGUGCCGGUUUAAGGUCACCUUCUUUUACUAUUUUUUGUUUACCAUUUGAACUUCUUCUACAACAUUUUGUGGGAGGCAUGUUCUAGCCAUGUAUAUUUAUAAGGCGUGUGCUUACGCAGCUGCAAUUGCUUUCAAGAAGCUACUUAGAGCAAAGUGAUGAUAAAAAGAACAGAAUACAAAGAGGGUUUGGC
Linum tenue is the source of this 3735-nucleotide messenger RNA. The record is from the annotation of a GenBank genome assembly. NCBI's taxonomy places the organism in Eukaryota, Viridiplantae, Streptophyta, Magnoliopsida, Malpighiales, Linaceae.